This is a messenger RNA of Hyalella azteca, 841 nucleotides long. RefSeq names its product ankyrin repeat domain-containing protein 6-like. The record is from RefSeq and is a predicted model, not a curated record. Lineage: Eukaryota; Metazoa; Arthropoda; Malacostraca; Amphipoda; Hyalellidae. Gene Ontology annotation, molecular function: protein binding. The transcript is spliced from 2 exons. The coding region runs from base 74 to 841 and encodes 255 amino acids.
UUUGUGUUAACGUGAAUAAGGUAUUAACAUCUUAGUUUGAAUAAUAAACAGAUUCAGCGUAAAAUAGCUCAAUAUGAGCAAUAAUGUGGAAUCGGCUGGUGAGACGAUUAUCGAGAUGGAGAUCACGCCUCUCACCAGCAGUCCCGGCGACGUCCUCUCGCCGCCGGACAGACAAACAGAAGAAAACGUCAUGAGCCUUGCAGACGCAAUAGAAUGCGACGACUUACAACAACUGAAGAAGUUUCAGGACCAGUACCUCACCGACUCCAAUAACAGCGAGCAAAAGCCCGCCAAAGAGCACAAAAAAAGCUUUACUGUUCUAUUGAAACAAAUUUUGCAGGUUGUUGAAUAUAAGACUCUCUCAGUUAAGAGCAGAAGUGGUAAAACUGCCCUACACUUGACCAUAGAAAAGAAAUAUGACAAAUGUUCUCAAUCAAUUAUUGAAAAAUUUCCACAGACGCUCUUAGAAACGGACAAGAAAGGUGAUACUCCAUUACAUUAUAUGAUCAAAUACGAGCGCACAAAGCUGUGUUCGAGCGUUAAAGAUUUUCUUACUGAAGAAAUUAUACAUAAAAAGAACGAAAAAUCGAUUACAGCAAUGCAUUCUGCGGCGGUCGAACGACGUCCUGAAAUCAUGAAAAUUUUGCUCGAGAAAGAAGGAGACCCAAGAAUAUUAACUAGCCAUAAAUAUACUCCCCUCCACUUCGCCGCGCAAUACGGCUCAGAGGAAUGCGUUAAGCUACUCCUAGCAGCAUGCAAAGAAAACGGCCAGGAAGGGGCAGAAAAACGAACAAACAAACGCCCAGGACGCCCAAGAAGGGAGAGAAAAGAGAUUGAAUGA